Messenger RNA from Bufo gargarizans (Asiatic toad), 1544 nucleotides. Its product is annotated as adenosine deaminase domain-containing protein 2-like. Bases 147 to 1388 code for a protein of 413 amino acids. Gene Ontology annotation, molecular function: tRNA-specific adenosine deaminase activity; double-stranded RNA adenosine deaminase activity; double-stranded RNA binding. The transcript has 9 exons. Lineage: Eukaryota; Metazoa; Chordata; Amphibia; Anura; Bufonidae. Gene Ontology annotation, biological process: adenosine to inosine editing; RNA processing. Gene Ontology annotation, cellular component: nucleolus; cytoplasm. The record is from RefSeq and is a predicted model, not a curated record.
CGUGAUCUGUGAAAGACUUGGAGUGGAGUGGCGCGGAGCGGGUGUGAUGGCGUCUUAUCGAGAUCAGUGUAAGCUUUCCUCCCGCACGUCUCGGCGCCGGGCUUCUCUUAUAUGGCGGCUGCUGAGGAGCCAGUAAGCUCGUCGUGAUGGAGACCCUGUCCCUCCUGCGGAAGCAGUAUCGCACAGAUGCCGGCCAGAAGCAACUUGGAGAAGUCACAGAUCAAAUGAUCGCACAUGAAGAUAGAUGCGCUGCGGUGGCCAAUGAUACAUAUCACCGUUUGGUGGGUGACUCUGAAUAUUACAAGCACAGGAGUAACCUGGCGGCAUUCAUCCUGCAGAGAGAUGUUGUGAGUCAAGAGGAGGUCGGUGACGUCUAUGAGGUGGUGGCGCUGGGAACUGGUGCCACCUGGUAUCAGGGAUGGCAGGACUAUCAUGGGCUUCUGGUUCACGAUUGCCAUGCAGUGGUUAUAGCACGGAGGGCGUUGCUGAGAUAUUUGUAUAAAGAAGUCGCCCUGUACUACAGUAAGGUUCCUGGGGCCACUGAGAAAAGCAUUUUCUGUCCCUCCCAGCAGACACAGUCCCUGGUACUGAAACCGAACACUUUUUUUCAUCUCUACUUGAGUCGAGUCCCAGAGGAAGCCACACCGAGCGUGCUUUCUUGGCGAGAGCAGACGGGUGUGCACCUGAGUAUCCACGCUAAGGGCUCUACGCGCCGAGUGUCUGAGUGUCCUCCCAGUAUAUUAAACACCCACGUGUGCUGUAUGUCCGUUACAGACAAGCUGCUUAAGUGGAGUGCACUUGGGGUCCAGGGAGCUUUGCUAAGUCAAUUUGUGGACCCUCUGUACAUAACUAGCAUCAUCACAGGGAGCAAAAGGCAUCAGAUGGAAGCUUUAAGCCAGGCCCUGGAUCGGCUGCAUCCUCCCUUGGACAUGACAUUGUUUCGACCCUAUUCUGUGUGCUCCCCAUACUUGCUGAUUGUACCAGAAAUCAAUAGCAAUCAUUCUUCACCCAUUCACCCCUCUCACAGCCUCAACUGGACAAAGGGAGACAAGAAUGUGGAAAAUAUAGAUGCCACGACCGGCCAAACAGUGGAAAAACCGUUCAGUCUGCCUCCUUCUACCGCCAGUCGACUUUGCAAAGCCGCCAUGCUGAUGUACUACAUGGAUGUGCAGAACUCCCUAGGGAAACAGCAGAUUCAAGACUCCUAUUACCACGCUAAGGUUUCCUCAGACCAGUACCAACGUGCCAAGACUCUGCUGUAUUCUCAGCUGAACACAUACGGUCAUGGCGUGUGGCCCCGGAAGCUCUGUGUGGAUAGAUUCAGAGCCUCAACAGUGCAGGGGCCGGACGGAGACUCUUGGGUUCGAUUUCAGUGGGAGCUUCACUGAUCAUGAGCUGGACUUUGGUUUAGUUUAAUUAUCGUUCUUUUCUUUUCUGUAAAUCAUCCCGGGUAAAAUGAAAGGGGACGUUUUUUUGGUUGUUUUUCUGCAAAUCGUUACAUUCCUAUUUUUCUUUGACGUUUCCUUGUAUUGUGUGCUAUAAAU